This is a messenger RNA of Lactuca saligna, 855 nucleotides long. The record is from the annotation of a GenBank genome assembly. Lineage: Eukaryota; Viridiplantae; Streptophyta; Magnoliopsida; Asterales; Asteraceae.
AUGCUCAUGACUAUGAAACAAUUCAAGAUAUUGAAUACAAAACUCAAUUCAAUUCUUCAGUCUCAGGCUGAUCUUGGGGGAGGAAAUUCAGUGACCAGUCUAGAAAUGGAUGGUCUGCUAAAGAUGGUUGAAGGGAGGAUUUCUUCGAAAGUUUUAGGAAUGAUUAAGGAUUCCAAGUCUCGUCUCCUGGAUAAAAUUGAUCUUUGUGAUCAUAGUAAUGAGAUGAGGGUUAAUGCUCAGAAAUCUACUUUUGAAGGUGAUCUGAAGGAAUUAAAGUUGGUUGCAAAGGAGAGACAUGUUUUGUUUAUUCAAGAUGUGAAGAAAGUUAGAGAAGAUGUGAAUUAUAAACUCCAAGAACUUAGACAAGAUAUGGAGAAAGAGAUUGCAAAUGUUCGUACUGAAUUUGCAUCUCUCAAUCAAAAGGUGGAUAUCAUCUGUGAUGCAGUUACUAAGUUUGCUAAGUUGUACAAAAGUCUGAGUCCUCAAAUUUCUCAACUUUCUUCAACAGAGAACAAGAAUUUCAUGGAGGUUUUCACGUUGUUAAAGGAGCUUAAAACCUUAUCUUCAACACCUGCUUCAUCUUCUCUGCUAUCCUCUGAAGAUCUUAUCAAGACAUUUUCUCAAUUUGAAUCCUUACUUCUUCAACAGUUGACUCCUCUUUCUCGAAUAUCUAGCCUUCUUCCCACAAUGGAUGCCCCACUUGCUAGUACUGGGGUGCAAGCGGGAGAAAAGAAAAUCGAAGGUUCGAAGGCUGGAGGCGAAGAUGUGAAGGUCGUGGGAAAGGAGUCUUUACUAGAGUUAGAGAAGGUUUUUACAAUCUUGUCUAUUUUUCACUCUGUAAACCUAAAAGCGUAA